AAUAAAAUAUUGAAAAGCCUCACCUUCCAAAUCCCCAUUCUCCUCUUCCCCCACUCUUCUCUUUCCCUCUAUUUUACCCCCCUACGACCCUAAAUCCCAAAUCUCGUGGGUUCGAGAAGCGUCCAUGGAGAGCGGCGGCGGAGGGGAAGGGGGAGGGGGAGGGGGAGAGGAGGAGCCGGAGCCGGCGCCGGGGCCGGCGGUGCCGGCGGGGCUGACGGCGGAGGAGUACGCGGAGCUGCGGGCGACGAUCGAGGAGUACCACCGGUACGCGGUGGGGCCGGGGCAAUGCUCGUCGCUCCUGGCGCAGCGGAUCAUGGCGCCCGCGGCCGAGGUGUGGGCGGUGGUGCGGCGGUUCGACCGGCCCCAGAUCUACAAGCACUUCAUCCGGAGCUGCUCCAUCAAGGACGGGGGCGAGGUGCGCGUGGGGUGCCUCCGCGAGGUGAGCGUCAUCUCGGGGCUCCCCGCGAGCACCAGCACGGAGCGCCUCGACGUGCUCGACGACGACCGCCGCGUCGCCGGGUUCACCAUCAUCGGCGGCGAGCACCGCCUCAGGAACUACCGAUCCGUCACCACCGUCACCGAGUUCCGGGGAUCGGGAGGCAACGAGAUCUGGACCGUCGUGCUCGAAUCCUACGUCGUGGACGUCCCCGAGGGCAACACGGAGGACGACACCAGGCUCUUCGCCGACACCGUCGUCAGGCUCAACCUCCAGAAGCUCAAGUCCGUGGCGGAAGCGGCGGCGGCGGAGGCGGCUGCGGCCGCGGCGGAGAAGAAGGGGAAAGAAGAACCCAAUCCAUCCAAUUAAUCAGGUGCGAACAAAAACAAAAAAAACAAAACAAACAAACAAACAAAGAAACAAACAAACAAACAAAGGUUGGAUGUAUCGGAUAGUCCUCGUAUUAUAUCCAUACCAAAACUUAGUCUCUAAUAAUAAACUCUUUCAAUUCCUAAAUCCGACUCGUAUGCAAAAAUUGUUAGCAACCUUUUCACAGCUCAGGGACUAGGUAGAAAUACGGGAAUAGCAUGGGGACUAUUCUUGCAUUCCAUCCAACAAAACUAAGUGUACGUGUUUCCAUUUUCAGAUUUGUGAUGUAAUAAUUGCGUGGCUUUUCCAGGACGGUGUUGCGAAUAGAGUAGUUUUCUUUUUCCUUAUAAACCCAACCACCCACGGCUUUCUCAGAACUUGCUAUAACUGUGCAUUUGAUUGGCCAUAAACGAAGUGUGCAAUCGAUCCGCACAGUUAUGGAAAUUUUUCCACAAGUUGGGGUAGUUACAGCAUUUUUUUUUCCCUCUUCGGUUUCUUUUUUUUUCUUUUUAUUUUUUGGGUGAUAAUUGGACUAGUUAAUUUGUGUGGAAUGUGAACGUUUUCUCCAGUUCUCUCUUUUCAUGCAUUCACGUGUGAAUUGUGAAGUUUGCAGCAUUCCUGUAAAAUCAAAAAAAAAAGGUCUAAAAUUAUGUCAGUAGUCACAUGAAA
Molecule: messenger RNA, 1474 nt
Organism: Ananas comosus (pineapple)
Lineage: Eukaryota; Viridiplantae; Streptophyta; Magnoliopsida; Poales; Bromeliaceae
Product: abscisic acid receptor PYR1-like
Exons: 1
Coding region: 125-805 (226 amino acids)
Biological process (GO): abscisic acid-activated signaling pathway
Cellular component (GO): nucleus; cytoplasm
Molecular function (GO): protein phosphatase inhibitor activity; signaling receptor activity; abscisic acid binding
Source: RefSeq, a predicted model, not a curated record